Messenger RNA from Neospora caninum, 828 nucleotides. RefSeq lists its product as hypothetical. Lineage: Eukaryota; Apicomplexa; Conoidasida; Eucoccidiorida; Sarcocystidae. The coding region runs from base 1 to 828 and encodes 275 amino acids. The record is from RefSeq and is a predicted model, not a curated record. The transcript is spliced from 3 exons.
AUGUUCUGGUGCUGCUGCGGUGGUCAACGGGACGCUUCGUCUCACGAAGUCGUGAGUGUGCCCGUCGAGGCGCACUCUGGCGGAGGGGCUCCUUCAGACGAUGUGACGACUGCGACGCCACCUUCAUCCAGCGCGGGAUCGGCGGCCACCCGCGUAUCGGUAGCAGAAAACAAAACAGAAAAAGCUGGAGUUGAAAGAGCGCCAAUCAAGGGCGGCGUCUUCAAACCCCCCCCAAAGCGGGAGCAAGCGCCGCCUCCAGUCCCCAUGACCCUCCCCAAGUCCGACAAAGCCAGAAGGACCUCUGUUCCCAUGGAAGCCGAGCUAAGCUCUGGAGCCUAUUUAGUGUACGAGAAGGACACUGAUUCGUUGUACGUCCGGUGGAGUCGCACGCCGGUAGACAACGCGCUAGCGUGGUUGAGGCCUCUUGUCCAAGUUCCUGGUCACAAGUUUAAUGUGAACAAGGGAAAAGAAGUCUUAACGAAGGAAGCACAUAAUCCGGAGAAAUAUUGUCGGGCAUGGGUGGCGUUCCUGAGAAUAACUCGGGAGUUUCCAUCCAAGUGCAUGCUGCUCGAGAACUUCGAGAAGACUGAAGCACCGCAAAUACGAGUCCUCCUGCUGGAAUGCCCUGUCGACAACCCUGGGAAGGCAGUUACGUGCGAAAUGACCGGUUACGGACUGCUGUACGACCUGCUGAAGAACGUGAAGGCAGUCGCAGUUGUGCCCGAAACAAGCACAUUGAUUCCGAUCGGCGAGCCGAUGGAAGCCAAGGUAUUCGUUCAGCGUGGAAGCGGAGAAGGGGCUGCGGAGUCCCUGGAGUCGGUCAAUUGA